This is a messenger RNA of Selaginella moellendorffii, 797 nucleotides long. RefSeq names its product early light-induced protein 1, chloroplastic. Lineage: Eukaryota; Viridiplantae; Streptophyta; Lycopodiopsida; Selaginellales; Selaginellaceae. The transcript is spliced from 2 exons. The record is from RefSeq and is a predicted model, not a curated record. The coding region runs from base 39 to 746 and encodes 235 amino acids.
CACUCUUGAGCAAUUAUCUGAUUUCUGUAGAAUUCAUAAUGGCUAGCACUGUUGCAGCGAGAGGCAUCCCUUUGCCUACGGCACUGUCUUCGCUCACCCCUUCUUCUGAUUCCAGGCUCCGAGGAAGUCACAAUGCCUCGACAUCGAAUUCCAGCCGGCUCUCACGCUGCAUUGUAGUCCGAGCAUCACAGCAGCAGCAGAAUGUUGGCGACUUGCUGGAAAAGACCAAGAAGAAGAUCACCCGAGAAAGUGUGGAGAAGCAUCAGGAAGGGACCAAGUCGGAGAGCCCAGAAAACAUCCCACUCUCGAUUCCCCAAUCCCAGGCUCAGAGUCCCGACUGGAGCUACCCGCGACCCGAGGUAGAGCGCAGGCCCGAAACUGGUGCCAGAGACUUCGGAAGCUUGAUGGCAUUUGAUGGCCCUGGACCGGAGACGAUCAAUGGCCGACUGGCAAUGCUAGGUCUCGUCUGGGCAUUCGUCGCUGAGAAGUUGACGGGGGAGACAGUCGCACAGCUGCUGUACGCACCCGGGAACAACGGACUGUUCUACUACUUUGCAAUGGUGCAGCUCUUCAUGUACGCGUCAUUGGUGACCAUGUUCAACGGCGAGAGUCCGGACAGCAGAGCGAUUGGACCUUUCACAGCCAAAGCCGAGCGGUGGAAUGGCCGGCUCGCCAUGAUGGGCUUCCUAAGCCUGGUUGUCAACGAGGCCUUUAUCAACACCCCGGUCUUCAACCUCCACAUGUAAAUUCAGUGUGUACAUAGCCUAGUACCUUGUUUGAAGAGACCAAAUUGAUUA